AUGGCAGCUCCGAGAAAUAUCCGUACGAAAGCCUACGUUGUACAGGGUGAAGGCGAUCCGUUCACUCUCUGUGAUGUUGUCUUAGACGAGGUACAACCAAACGAGGUGCUAGUAGAGAUCUGGUACACUGGUAUAUGCCAUACCGAUGUUGUUGUCCAGCAUGGCGGCAUGCCCCUAGGAGGCUACCCAGUUGUGCUCGGGCACGAGGGAGCUGGCGUUGUGAGGUGUACAGGAUCUGCUAUCAAGGAUAAAUCUUUGAAACCAGGAGACAGUGUUCUGCUUUCAUUCCACUCCUGUCGCCAAUGUAGAUUCUGCCUCGAGGGUCGGUGUGGCACAUGUCCACACAUGACGGAGACCAACUUUGUCCGUCCUGCCCGUCGAGACGCCGGAGCAAAAUCACCAAUAUCACUCCUAGACGGCACAAAGGUUCACGGACAGUUUUUCGGACAGUCAUCUAUGAGCAAGCUGGCCGUCGUCGCAGAGGCGAGCGUAAUCAAGGUUGAUGCGAGGCCAGAGGAGCUCCGCACAUUACCUCCCUUGGGGUGUGGCUACCUAGCAGGUGCUGGAACUAUAUUUAACGUGGUAAAACCACAGGUUCAGGACUCUGUAGCCGUUGUGGGCAUGGGAGCCGUUGGCAUUGCGGCGAUGCUGGCUGCAAAAUCUCUCGGCGUACAACAAGUCAUUGCUAUCGAUGUUGUUGAAGCCAAGUUGAAGGUGUCAUCCUCUCUAGGGGCAACACAUAUUGUCAACUCGGCAGCAGAGCCAGAUUUGCAGACCGCGCUGCACGCCAUUAUCCCGGGUGGUCCAAACAGCAUUAUAGACACAACUGGUUUGGUCGGAGUCCUCGAGGCUUCAGUGAAAGCACUCGCUCAUGGCGGAACGUUGGCUCUAGUGGGAGUUCCCGCUCCAACUGCAACCAUGCGACUCAAUGCGCUAGAUUUGCUGCUGUCGUGUAAACGAGUAAUUGGUGUCAUUGAGGGAGCCGCCGAUCCGCAUAUUCUAAUUCCUAGGCUUCUCGAGCUCUACCGCGAUGGAAAAUUUCCCGUCGACUGCUUGGCAAAGGUUUAUCCAGCGGAGCAACUUGACAAGGCAAUCACGGACCUUGAAUCGGGACUGAUUGUCAAGCCGAUCUUGUCAUGGGAGGAUUUGAACUGA
Molecule: messenger RNA, 1155 nt
Organism: Trichoderma harzianum CBS 226.95
Lineage: Eukaryota; Fungi; Ascomycota; Sordariomycetes; Hypocreales; Hypocreaceae
Exons: 4
Coding region: 1-1155 (384 amino acids)
Molecular function (GO): zinc ion binding; oxidoreductase activity
Source: RefSeq, a predicted model, not a curated record